Oreochromis niloticus (Nile tilapia) is the source of this 2166-nucleotide messenger RNA. Its product is annotated as macrophage mannose receptor 1-like. The record is from RefSeq and is a predicted model, not a curated record. Lineage: Eukaryota; Metazoa; Chordata; Actinopteri; Cichliformes; Cichlidae. The transcript has 4 exons. Bases 119 to 865 code for a protein of 248 amino acids.
CUCUUGAAAUUGCAUUGAAACCAAUAUUUGACAAACUUAAAGCAGAAGUACAACUAUCAAGCUGAGUUUCAGAGGUAUCCUGUAAACAUCUGCCAAGUGUCAAGGCAUCCUGAGGAAGAUGUUCAUUCUCAUCCCUCUGCUGCUUUUUCUUUCUUCUGUGUGUGGGGAUCUGUUAAAUUUUAAAUUUUACACUGAUUCUAACAUGACAACUUGGACAAAAGCACAGACCUUCUGCAGGAAGUACCACACUGACCUGAUCACAAUCAGAAAUGAACAAGAGAACACAUUUUUCAAUGGCCGAGGGUGGAUUGGAUUAUAUCAAGCUAAUACAAAUACAUGGAAAUGGUCCAGAGGAGAUGAGAUGGCUAGCUUCACCAAGUGGGAUAGUUAUAAGGCAAGUCAAAAUGGAGACUGUGUAUUUAAGCAAGAUGGCGUAUGGCGGACUGAUCCUUGUGAUUCCAAUCAUUCUUUCAUGUGCUAUGAUGAGAAACUGGUUUUGGUGAAGGAGAAUAAGACGUGGGAGGAGGCAUUAGACCACUGCAGGUCUCUGGGUGCAGUGGACACAAAUGAUCCCAACUCUCCCUACAGGAACCAUCACUAUGACCUGGCCACAUUGAUCACUACUGGUGACCACACCUACGCACGGGAGAGAGCACAACAAGCUACCACUGAUGAAGUGUGGACAGGCCUGUAUAACCUGGCUGGUGAGUGGCUGUGGGUGGGGGGAGAACAGAUGCAAUAUGAAAAUAUUCCAAGCUGCCCGACUAACGGCUUCUGUGGCGUCCUCGAGAAGAGUGGUACUGCAUCCUAUGGCAUAAGAAACUGUCAGCGGAGAAGGAACUUCUUCUGUUACAUAAAGCCGUAAAGCCACUUACUCAAGUUCUGUACUUUAGUAUAAUUUUGAUUUCCUUAUUGAUGACUCUUAGUUUUGACUGCUCAAAAGUUUGUACUCCAACCCCGUUAACAUUUUCACUGAAAAUUCAUACUUUCAUUAGUCAUAUGUGAAAAUAAAAAAUCAUGACACUGACAAACUUAGAAACAAGUAUCUUUACAUACAAUUAUAAUUUUGUUUGUUAAACUUUACUUUAUCAGAGAAUUGGCAUUGGCAUGUAUUCCCUCUUGCUCCCUGCAGUGCCCUCUACAAAUUCUAAAUUUCAGCAGCAGUGGAAGAGUUAUCAGGUGGUACAUGGGUUUAAUACUUUAAAAAAAAUUGUCCAAUAAUUUACUCAAAAAAUGACCAAAAACACUUCAUGUAAAUUCCUUCAUUAUUUUUUCUUUGAUUCUUUUACAUCUUCUGCUUGUGGCAGUUUUGAUCAUUAAAGGCCACUGGUCUGAUGUCACACCCCAUGCUGUAUGACAGGUGUAGCCAGUGAUUGACAAUGGCCAAUUAAUUUCAUCGAAAUUCUCUAAGUAGUUCAAAUCACUGGUCAAAACAUCCCUCUGUGUUCCAUGAGACUGCAGAGAAGCAUUUUUGCAUGCACUGCAGUAAAAUAUUUGACCACCUUCAGAAAUCUGCCAAAUAUUACCUUUUACUGGGACUCCGACAUCAACUUUCAGUCAAAGAACAUUUGAAAAAGCCUUUAAAUGAAACUCCAAUGACCAAAGUUAAAAAAAAAAGAUGGUCUUAGAUUGUUUUGUUCUGCAUCUAUUUUGAUACUUGGUCAUAUUAGUGAAUGGUAUAUAAACAUAAGCUAAUAUACAUAAGUAUGUUUGCUAAGCUAUCCAGUUUGUUCAGCUUAAGCUAGCACACACAAACUAUAAUGCAAUGAAAUUGGGGCAGUAAUGCUACAUAUGUUAAUGUUAACUUAACUACGCACAACAAGUUGCACAACAAGUGUGUUGUCUUUGUUAUGCUGUUGUCAUAUGUUUCCUCAUGUGAGUGUUCUGUUUUGUAACUUGAUAGUCUGAGUUUUUGUAUUGCUGAAUUUCCCUCCCCAGUAGCGGUGGCCAUAUAAAACUUUAUGAAGCAUUGAAACUUGUAUCAAAAAAGCACUCAUUAUUCCAGGCUUUUCAACACAGUCCUCUUUGGUGCCAUCUGGUGGCCAAUAAUAUGAAGCGCACUGACAACUUGAAAUAACUUGCUUCAUUGUUAUUGCCCACUAUACAGAGCUGAAUUGACAGCUUCUGCCUAAUUUCAUCAUAUCGGGCUAACGUUGUGGUGCUUUG